CGCGUCAUCUGGCAAGGCAGUGGGCACCGGGUCACCCAGACAUUGGAUCGUCUGGCUCGACAGCGGGCAUCGGGUCACCAGGUAUGACAGCGGGCACUGGGUCACCAGGCAUCAGGUCAUUUGGCUCGCCAGCGAGCACCGCGUCAUCUGGCAAGGCAGUGGGCACCAAGUCCCCAGGUACGACAGCGGGCUCUGAGUCAAUUGGCACGACAGCGGGCACCGGGUCACCAGGCAUUGGAUCGUCUGGCUUGACAGCGGGCAUCGGGUCACCAGGCAUCAGUCAUUUGGCUCGCCAGCGGGCACCGCGUCAUCUGGCAAGGCAGUGGGCAUCGAGUCACCAGGUACGACAGCGGGCUCUGAGUCAAUUGGCACGACAGCGGGCACCGGAUCAGGUACCGGAUCAUCUGGAUCAACAGCGGGCAUCGAGUCAACUG
Molecule: messenger RNA, 434 nt
Organism: Staurois parvus
Lineage: Eukaryota; Metazoa; Chordata; Amphibia; Anura; Ranidae
Source: the annotation of a GenBank genome assembly